Rosa rugosa (rugosa rose) is the source of this 2382-nucleotide messenger RNA. RefSeq names its product kinesin-like protein KIN-4C. Bases 182 to 2011 code for a protein of 609 amino acids. Gene Ontology annotation, molecular function: microtubule motor activity. NCBI's taxonomy places the organism in Eukaryota, Viridiplantae, Streptophyta, Magnoliopsida, Rosales, Rosaceae. The record is from RefSeq and is a predicted model, not a curated record. Gene Ontology annotation, biological process: mitotic spindle organization; microtubule-based movement. The transcript has 14 exons.
AGCCAUGGACUCCGACGAACCGUACAAUGUGGCUUCCGACGAAGACUUUCUUGGCUUUGGCGACGUCCGGUCAACUAGCACCGCGGCGAAUUCCGAUCUUGAGGGCUUGGCGACCGGCGCGUGGUCCAGGAACGACGACGAAUCCGAAACGGUGAAAUAGGGGAAAAGCGACGUCGCCGAGAUGCUGCGGGGAUACGUGUCCCAACGGACGGUCGCGAUUGAGGACGUGGACGCUGACGUGGCGGUCAGAGUCGAAGAGCUGGACGGCAUUACACGACAUGUCGUUGUUUCUGGGCAAAAGCUUUCUCUAUCAGGUAUAGGUCGUUGUCUUUCUUUCAAUUUCUCUUUAGGGUUUUUGCUCGGACUCAUCCCUAGUCUAAUUGCAGUCCAUGGGGUUCGAGUAGAGCUGAGGCAAGGGGGCACACUCAGGGUUGGUGCUGGUGCUUCUAGCAGGCUCUAUAGGCUUCACUGGAUUCCUUCGAGCCACGCCUAUGAACAAGACGCACUCAGGGUUCAAAUUCAAACGCAAUGGAAGAUGAAACUAGAAUCUGGGCAGUUCCGAUUGCAGAAAGCUUUGUUGGACAAGCAACUUCAUCAGGUUUUCCAUAGAAAGACUGAAGAAGCAUCUGUGGCUACUAAACAGCUGAGGCGGCGCUUAGAAUCUCGCAAGGCUUUGUUGCUAAAAAGAGGUGGCAAAAAUGGGAAUAAUACAGCAACUCAGCUGAUGCAGGAAAUUGACCAUGAGGCUGAAGUCACAGAUCAGUUGAAUGAGCUAUGUGCUGUAUAUGAACGUCAAAUAGAAGAGAUGGCUGAGGAGGCUGAAAAGCUUAAAGAUGAAGUAGAGGCACUGCAACAAGAAAAGUCAAGGUGCUCAUGCCAGGAGAAGGAGGUUGACAGCUUCGAGAAGGAUUUAGAUAUAACAGGCCUGUCUGACCUGAAGGCUCAAGUAGCCAGCGUCAGUAGUAUGGUUGAGCAAUUAAGAUUGCACAAGGCUGAGCUUGAUCAUGGGAAGUUGCAGGUUUUGCAUAGAAAGACUGAAGAAGCAUCUGUGGCUACUAAACAGCAGAGACGGCUCUUAGAAUCUCACAAGGCUUUGUUGCUAAAAAGAGGUGGCAAAAAUGGGAAUAAUACAGCAACUCAGCUGAUGCAGGAAAUUGACCAUGAGGCUGAAGUCACAGAGCAGUUGAAUGAGCCAUGUGGUGUAUAUGAACAUCAAGUAGAAGAGAUGGCUGAGGAGGCUGAAAAGCUUAAAGAUGAAGUAGAGGCACUGCAACAAGAAAAGUCAAGGUGCUCAUGCCAGGAGAAAGAGGUUGACAGCUUCGAGAAGGAUUUAGAUAUAACAGACCUGUCUGACCUGGAGGCUCAAGUAGUCAGCGUCAGUAGUAUGGUUGAACAAUUAAGAUUGCACAAGGCUGAGCUUGAUCAUGGGAAGUCGCAGGACGUUAGGAGUCAGCAUACUGCAUCUGUUGGGAGUGGUUACAAGUUAGUGGAUGACAUCAGUCCAUCUGCAUCAGAAAAUUCCACAGUUGUAACAUCUGAAACUGCAUCUCCAGUUUGCUGCUCAUAUAGUAAGAAUUCUUUGUGCGAGACGAUGAAAUGCAAAUGUCGAUCCAAGGGUGGAAGCUGUGGUGCCUCAUGUGGCUGUGCAGUAUCUAAGUGCAGCAAUAGGAAAGCAGUCCCAAUCAAGUCGAGUGACUCGCCACUAUCAGAGAUUUCUAACGGCGUUCUGAAUAGUUCAAACACCAGUGAAACAGUGAAGAGUAGCAUAGAGGCUUCUGAAGGUGCAAUGCUACUUCAGAGUACACUAGUUCAGAAGGCUGCUGAACCAGAAGGAAACUUUGGAGCAAGAAAGAAACCCUUGACUGAAAUUGGGAACAUAUUGGUGAGUACAAAUGCUGCAAAACCUGGCCCACAAAAAAGGGAGAAAGCCAGCGAAUCAGCUUGUUAUUGUAGACCCAAUUUCCUCAGUACCAGUAAAUAUGGAAGGCCUAAAGGAAGCAGAAGGAAAUGACAGAUAAAAGAAGGUUGGUCCUUUGCGAGUAGAUGCCCCUUUUGGCUAGUGAAUUGAUUGAGAAAGUUCUCACACAAUAGCAGUGGCAAGAAAUUCCCCACUGUCCGUCAAGGCAAACAAACAGAGCAAGAAACCAACUUAUUUGUCUUUGUAAUCUCCCCUUUAGAUGUUGCCUUAAUUUCCUCGCUUACUGUCCAUGGAUGUAGUCCAUUAGAAUUUAUGGUGAACCACAUCAAAUUAUCUGUCCAGUGGAUUUUUGUUUUACUCUUCUUAUUUUGGCAAUACUUCAUACUUGUUUGUGCUUCUGCAUAACAAAGAUAACACAGUUGAGCAAACUGCUAAAUGUUUUAAAUUUAAAUUCUCUUAUUUUA